AUGGAGCAUAUCGGCGCUACACUUGAACUUAUCGCUGUUUCGAAUCCUAGCGAAAAAUUGUAUUCACCUAAAUUGCGGAAAGGUUUUGGAUUGAUUAAAGAACGCUCGCGCGCUAAUAUCAAUGUAAAUCAUCUUCACACUACGUCAAGGCCUGAAAAUGUUGGGCUUCCCACCUACAACCAGCAAUCGAUAUAA
Bipolaris zeicola 26-R-13 is the source of this 195-nucleotide messenger RNA. RefSeq lists its product as uncharacterized. The coding region runs from base 1 to 195 and encodes 64 amino acids. NCBI's taxonomy places the organism in Eukaryota, Fungi, Ascomycota, Dothideomycetes, Pleosporales, Pleosporaceae. The transcript has a single exon. The record is from RefSeq and is a predicted model, not a curated record.